AUGAAUGAGUGUGAGGAGAUGAAUGAGUGUGAGGAGGUGAAUGAGUGUGAGGAGGUGAAUGAGUGUGAGGUGGUGAAUGAGUGCAUGAGGAGAGUCGACCCUCUGGACAGAGUCGACCCUCUGGACAGAGUCGACCCUCUGGACAGAGUCGACCCUCUGGACAGAGUCGACCCUCGGGACAGAGUCGACCCUCUGGACAGAGUCGACCCUCUGGACAGAGUCGACCCUCUGGACAGAGUCGACCCUCUGGACAGAGUCGACCCUCUGGACAGAGUCGACCCUCUGGACAGAGUCGACCCUCUGGACAGAGUCGACCCUCUGGACAGAGUCGACCCUCUGGACAGAGUCGACCCUCUGGACAGAGUCGACCCUCUGGACAGAGUCGACCCUCUGGACAGAGUCGACCCUCUGGACAGAGUCGACCCUCUGGACAGAGUCGACCCUCUGGACAGAGUCGACCCUCUGGACAGAGUCGACCCUCUGGACAGAGCCGACCCUCUGGACAGAGCCGACCCUCUGGACAGAGCCGACCCUCUGGACAGAGCCGACCCUCUGGACAGAGCCGACCCUCUGGACAGAGCCGACCCUCUGGACAGAGCCGACCCUCUGGACAGAGCCGACCCUCUGGACAGAGUCGACCCUCUGGACAGAGUCGACCCUCUGGACAGAGUCGACCCUCUGGACAGAGCCGACCCUCUGGACAGAGUCGACCCUCUGGACAGAGUCGACCCUCUGGACAGAGCCGACCCUCUGGACAGAACCGACCCUCUGGACAGAGUCGACCCUCUGGACAGAGUCGACCCUCUGGACAGAACCGACCCUCUGGACAGAACCGACCCUCUGGACAGAACCGACCCUCUGGACAGAACCGACCCUCUGGACAGAACCGACCCUCUGGACAGAACCGACCCUCUGGACAGAGCCGACCCUCUGGACAGAGUCGACCCUCUGGACAGAGUCGACCCUCUGGACAGAGCCGACCCUCUGGACAGAGUCGACCCUCUGGACAGAGCCGACCCUCUGGACAAAUACGAUUCGACGAGGCCUCCUUGUGCGUGA
Molecule: messenger RNA, 1059 nt
Organism: Procambarus clarkii (red swamp crayfish)
Lineage: Eukaryota; Metazoa; Arthropoda; Malacostraca; Decapoda; Cambaridae
Product: processed variable antigen-like
Source: RefSeq, a predicted model, not a curated record